This is a messenger RNA of Hemisphaericaspora subhashii, 306 nucleotides long. RefSeq lists its product as uncharacterized. The transcript has a single exon. The coding region runs from base 1 to 306 and encodes 101 amino acids. The record is from RefSeq and is a predicted model, not a curated record. Lineage: Eukaryota; Fungi; Ascomycota; Pichiomycetes; Serinales; Debaryomycetaceae.
AUGAAUAACUUUAUAAGACAAUUGAGUACAACUUCAAGAUUAUUAAAAGGUAGAACGAAAUUAAAACAUGCAGUUUCCUUAGAAGAGUUUUUAUUUCGAAAUAGAGUGAAAUGUAUUUAUCGAGAUUUAUUAAGACAAGUUUAUAAAAAUCAUGAAAAGGAAGCAUUACUUGGAUUUAUUCGAGAUGAAUUUAGAGCAAAUUCUCAACAAACUGAUUUAAAUUAUAGGAAAUAUUUAUUAUCAUUAGGGAUUAAUAAAAUAAACCAUAUGAGUGCAAGUAUGGGUAUGCAUGUUCAAUACAAAUAA